This is a messenger RNA of Phycomyces blakesleeanus NRRL 1555(-), 1704 nucleotides long. RefSeq lists its product as hypothetical. The annotation marks the transcript as partial. The record is from RefSeq and is a predicted model, not a curated record. Gene Ontology annotation, molecular function: protein binding. The transcript has 6 exons. Lineage: Eukaryota; Fungi; Mucoromycota; Mucoromycetes; Mucorales; Phycomycetaceae.
ACAAAGAUUCAAACGGCAAUUGCCCAAGCUAAGCAGAGUGGAAAAUUGAUAAUCUCAAAUCGCGGUUUGGAGAGGAUUCCCGAAGAAGUCUUGACAAUGUACCAUGUUGAUCCCAACAAGAUUGUUGUUGAUUUUACUUCUUCGGCCGACGCGUGGUAUGAUUCGGUAGAGCUUACAAAGUUUAUGGCUUCUGAUAAUCAACUGGUGGUACUGGAUGAACGUGUGGGAGAGGAGUUUGGUGCUCUGACUCUAUUGGAUCUGCGCAACAAUCAACUUCAAGAUCUGCCUCACAGUCUUACUCGAUUAAAAAACCUGACUCAUGUUCAAAUGCCUCACAACCACCUAGAAUACAUGCCAAAUGUAUUAUUGGAGAUGCCUCAACUGCGUGAACUAGACAUGUCCCACAACCGACUAACCGAACUUCCUCCAAUGGUCAAUUUGGGGCGAUUGGAGAUAUUGCUGCUUGGUAACAAUAAGCUUGAGUCUCUUCCUGAAUCGAUUGGUCAACUCUCACACUUGCGCAAGUUGCAUGUUAAUGAUAACCAAAUUACCGAACUCCCAGCUAUGGAAGCAUGGCAGCGAUUGGAAGAGUUGCUUGUUUUCCAAAAUCGAUUGACAAUAUUAUUCUCUGAUUAUCCACUGCCUAGCCUGACACGAGUUGAUGCUCGUCACAAUCAGCUCAAAGAACUUUCAGAGUCAAGUCUUGAACUUCCCAAACUCCUGGAGAUAUUCUUGUCCCACAACACACUAGGCAAUGCUGAUUUACGAAUGUUGACUUGUGCACCUCAAUUACAAACCCUUGAUCUGUCUUGGAACGAUCUUGACGAUUUACCCCCAGCCGUAUUUGAGGUUCAGAGUCUUAGACGUCUAGAUUUAGGAUCCAAUCGGUUUAUGAGCCUACCAUCAAGGAUCGGUAGUCUCAGAAAUCUCCAGGUUCUUACUUGGGAAGGAAAUCCUAUGCGUUCUAUUCCAAAAGGAACCUCCGCUACUGAGCUUAUUGAGAUCCUCCGCAGCCAACUUGCGGCAGAAAAUGGAGAUCUCGGCAAAGAUGACAACGAGGACGAGGGUGUGGAAGGUGAUUAUGAAACAAAUCACGCGAGUGCCAAAACUCUGGACCUAGCCAACCAAAAUUUGGAUGAUUUCCCACAAUCUUUUGUGAGUCAAAUAGAUUUUGAGCCAGUGAAUAUUCAGCUUCAUCACAACCUUCUCUCUAGUUUCCCAUUGAACCUUUCUUCAUUUGCCACUACCCUUGUCAACCUUCAUCUACAGUAUAAUGAGUUUUCAGAUUUUUCACUUUGUCUGCCUGAUCAAAUUGUCCUACCUAGCCUAAAGACCUUAAACCUCGCCAAUAAUUCGAUCGCUAAUCUGGUUACUGGAAAUCAAGUUUCUUUUCCAAACCUAGAGGAACUCAAUCUCAAUAACAACUGUCUCGCCAGUCUUCCGGAAACAUUACCAUCAGCUGUACCACAAUUAAAAAUAUUGCUGCUAAAUGGAAAUAGACUUGACCAGAUCUCUGCAAAAAGCUUUGGUCGACUGACUGUCUUGGAUUUGGGAAAUAAUAAUAUCGGACUACUCCCUCCAGAGAUUGGACUUAUUGAUACCAUUACCGAACUGACAGUUUAUGGAAACAGAUUUCGGGUUCCCCGUCAGGCCGUGCUCGAAAAAGGCACUAAAGCAGUGAUGGAAUAUCUCCGACAACGCGUU